UUAUUGGUAUAUACGAGAAAAUGUUGGUUUUUUAUAUACUCAUUCGGUAUAUAUUCUUGUUGACUCUCUAUUUGGCUUAUAAGAAAACAUCAAAUUGUACAGGUGACUGUGGCAAUGACGGAACAAUAUCCAAAAAUGAAUGUUGUUCAAAUUAUCACUUGGUUGAUGGGAUAUGUGAAGUUUGUCCUGCAGGAUUCUUUGGUAGCAAUUGUUCAGUUCGGUGUCCUUUCCCGUCCUAUGGAUUAUUUUGUGGUUACAAUUGCAACUGCAGCUCAUCUGAAUGCAACAACAUUCAUGGAUGUUGGCACUAUGAAUCAACAGAACCAGCAACACAGACAACCAACAUAAACCACAUCUUCAGAACUACCGAUCACAUUACUGGAUUAUCGGAGACAUCCUCUAACCCUUCUCAAUCCGUCUUAUUCACUGGUCUUAACUCAACCAACCUUAUCCUGAUCGUAGGAGGAGUAAUAGUUCUCUUCCUAAUUGUUAUUAUCAUUAUACAAGUAAGAGGACAGCGUAGAAGAAAUCAAGACCAGGAAAGGCAACAUUCCACUAGGAGCCAACAGUAUGUGGCCACUGCAGAAACUGUGUACUGUGAUAUUGAUGAAAAUUAUGAUCGUAUGCAAUCAAAUAGGCCUUCUGAAGAGGUCAAAAAAGAAGAGAACAUACCACUUGU
Molecule: messenger RNA, 679 nt
Organism: Magallana angulata
Lineage: Eukaryota; Metazoa; Mollusca; Bivalvia; Ostreida; Ostreidae
Exons: 4
Coding region: 115-348 (77 amino acids)
Source: RefSeq, a predicted model, not a curated record